This is a messenger RNA of Fusarium sp. VM40, 1437 nucleotides long. The record is from the annotation of a GenBank genome assembly. NCBI's taxonomy places the organism in Eukaryota, Fungi, Ascomycota, Sordariomycetes, Hypocreales, Nectriaceae.
AUGGCUUCACCAGACCCCAAAACCAUCACCGUCGAGUCCCUCCCCAAGCUCCUCGAGAAUGACACAAUGGUCAAGCUCGCGGGCGUUGACGUCGACGGUAUUCUUCGCGGAAAGCUCGUCUCCAAAAAGAAGUUCCUCUCCAUCGCUGCAACGGGCUUCGGCUUCUGCUCAGUUAUCUUUGGCUGGGAUAUGCACGACAGGACAUACAUCCGCGAGCUCAAGAUCUCAAAUGCGGAGAACGGCUACCAUGAUCUUCUCGCCAUUCCAGACCUCUCGUCCUUCAGGCGCAUUCCCUGGGAGGACAAUGUGCCUUUGUUUCUAGUCGACUUUCUCGAUCCCGAUACCGAGAAGCCUAUUUGUGCCUGCCCUCGUGGUUUGGUAAAGACACAACUUGAAAAGCUAAAGGGUCACGGUUACGGUGCCUUGGCUGGCGCCGAAUAUGAGUUCUACCAAUUCAAGACCCCCGACACCUCAUCAUCCUCCCCCGCCGCCUACUUGCAACAAAACCCUCCUCAUCAGCUCCCCUCUCUAACAGAGGGUAUGUUCGGCUACUCCCUCACCCGACCUGUGCACAACCAGGAAUACUACUACGACGUCUUCAACACCUGUGCCAAGUUCUCGUGCGACAUUGAAGGAUGGCACACCGAGUCCGGCCCCGGCGUCUUCGAAGCCGCGCUCGAGUUCGGCGAGAUCGCUCAGAUGGCCGACCGAGCUGCUCUGUUCAAGUACGUUGUCAAGAGCGUGAGCACAAAGUACGGCAUCACACCCUGCUUCAUGGCAAAGCCCAAACAAGGUCUUCCUGGAAACAGCGGCCACAUGCACGUCUCUAUUGUGGACAAGGAAGGCAAGAACCUCUUUGCGCGCGAGACCAAGGAUGAAAACGCCAAGUGGAGCGAUAUUGCCAAUCUCUCCGACAUGGGCCGCCAUUUCCUGGCUGGCAUUUUGGUCGGUCUCCCAGACAUCAUGCCUCUUCUCGCCCCCACCAUCAACUCGUACAAGCGCCUCGUCGAGAACUUCUGGGCUCCCGUUACCGUUUCAUGGGGUCUUGAGCACCGCGCCGCCUCCAUCCGUCUGAUCUGCCCCAAGCCUUCGGCGACACGCUUCGAGGUCCGCGUCCCCGGCGCAGACACAAAUCCGCACUUCGUCCUCGCUGCCAUUCUCGGUUGCGGCUGGCGCGGUGUCGAGAAGAAGCUCGAGAUCCCCACCCCGCCGCUCGCCAUGGGCCAGGAUGUCGGCGGUGAUGCGGACCAGGGUGAGAGGCUGGCCAAGACUCUUAAGGAGGCCACGGCACGCUUCAUGUCGAAGGAUAGCAUUGCAAGAGAAGUGUUUGGAGAUGACUUUGUAGAGCACUUUGGUGGAACAAGAGAACAUGAAGUGCGCCUAUACGAUGAGGCAGUAACUGAUUGGGAAAUGAAGCGAUACAUUGAAACUGUCUGA